Anthonomus grandis grandis is the source of this 927-nucleotide messenger RNA. RefSeq lists its product as uncharacterized. The record is from RefSeq and is a predicted model, not a curated record. The transcript is spliced from 4 exons. Bases 1 to 927 code for a protein of 308 amino acids. Lineage: Eukaryota; Metazoa; Arthropoda; Insecta; Coleoptera; Curculionidae. Gene Ontology annotation, molecular function: nucleic acid binding.
AUGGAGCGACCCAACUUACUACACUGGAGAUAUAAAUAUCUUCAUAAAAUACGGAAAUAUCGUCAAGAAAAACGGAAUAUUGUUAAUUUGAUUAAUUUGGAUGAGACCUGGAUAGACAACGACCUAACUUUUAAGAAAUGCUGGCAGAGCAACACUGUUUCUGGUGUAAUUAGCAAUGUAGGCUCGAUAGGUCGAGUGAUAAUCGUCCAUGCUGGUUCAGUAAAUGGAUUUGUUGACAACGCGUGUUUAAUAUUUAAAGCGGGGUUAGCUACUGGUGAAUACCAUGUCCAGAUGAACAAGGAAAAUUUUACUCGGUGGCUUACAGAAAAACUGCUUCCUAAUAUACCGCCCAAUUCAGUAAUCAUUUAUGACAAUGCUCCGUAUCACUCCGUCCAAGAGGAUAAGACUCCAACCAAGUCAUCUUUGAAAAAAGACAUAGUAGCUUGGUUAACGAAAAAAGGAAUUAAUCAUGACGCGACCGUAAGAAAAUGUGAUUUGUUUGAUCUAGUUCUACUCCACAAGCCUCCUGAUCAUGAAAAAAAUUUUGUAGUGGAUCGUAUUUUUAAAUCACAUGGCCAUAUACCAGUCCGAACGCCCCCGUAUCUAUGUGAAUUGACCCCAUUAGAGCUGACUUGGGCAAAACUAAAAUAUAUUAUAAGAAGCCGCAAUACAACUGGGAACUUCAACCUAACGGCACUAAAAGAAGUGACCAAUGAAGCUAUGUCUUUAAUAUACCCUCAUGAUUGGCAGAAAUUUUGCCAACAUGUUAAGGAUAUUGAAGACAAAUUUUGGGAGAAUGAUCAGAAAAUGGUUAACUUAGAUAACGGGAAACGAAAACGGAAAAUAGUUCCAAUGAGAAACCCUAAUACGACUAUUAAGUAUUCUUGGAGAUCUUUAAAAUCCGGCACGCCAAUGGUCAUUUUAUGA